CUAUUGCAAGCAUGUGUUACGCUUGCGAAGGCAGUACCAAAUUUGCUUGUUUGGCAUCCAUUUCGUGCACGCCAUAAGGUCCACGGCUGCAACUUGACAAGCGCAUGAUAAAAUAAGUUCAGGGACUACAGAAAAGUUACCCACAACCCCGGUACAUGCAAAGCCGACAGCGCGAGUUCCAGCCACAUUUCGGGCGGCAACCACGCGACUCCUUGCGUAUAGCAUAGCCGACUGCUGCAUAUCAAAUUUAGCCUCAAACGUCAUCUAAGCACAACGAAUGGCGCCCAUGACGAUCUCGGCAAGUGGCGCGCAGCCGGCCUCGCGCCCCACCACGCCGGCGCCCUGGCGGACGCAGCUUGGGAAGGAGUCCCGCCUACCCAACCUGUACUACGGGGCCAUAUCUCCCGACUCGCUGCGGCGGCUGUCGACCUUCACAGCCCUGCCGCCGCCCGAGCAGCUGAGCAUGGGGCCGUGGGAGGGCUGCUACCGCUACGUGCGCCAGGACAGCUCGCUGUGGUCUGCGCUGCACGCCGGCCGCCUCACAACCAGCCGCCUCAAGGACGCACUGGGGCUGAGGGACCGCACCGCCGCGCGCAUCGUGGGAGGGCCGCAGGCUGCCGAGGAGGGCGUGAGCAAGGCCUAUCAGCACCUCACGAGCAACCAGCUCUACACCCCGGCAGUAGCAGGACCUGGCACAGCGGCAGUAGCAGGAGCGGGAGGAGAGGGGCCGCCGCCGCCGCCGCCACGGGAUGAGGUGGAGGCUCUGGCCCGCAAUGAGGCGGCGCGGUUGGGUUAUAACGCCCAACUGGCGGUAGCGGCGGCGGCAGCGGCGGCGGAGGGGCGGCCAAUGCCUCCCGAGCCUGGUUGGGAUGAGGCGGACCGGCGGCGUAUCAGCGAGCUCGCGGCGCUGGCGGUGGGGGCGUCGGGGGGCAGGCGCAUGCGACUGCUGUGGGGCACACUGCAGGAGAGCUCGGCGGUGGCGACUGUGGGGCUGCUGUUCCCGGACUCCCAGCUCGAGGAGGUGGGGCUGCUGUGCCUGACCAGCACCGCGCGGUGGGGCGUGGACGCCGCAGAGCUGCCGCCGCUGGGCGCCUCGCCCGACGCGCUGAUCACACACCACGUGCCGAUCACCCUGGGGGACCUCGAGGCGGCGCGCACAGCACUGGUGGCAUCAGGGGCGCUCGCCUCAGGCGAGGUCGCCGCCACCGCCGCGGCCCGGGCGGCGGCGGCCGGCGUCCUUCGCGCCGCUCUUGAGCGGCACACGGCGGCGGCGGUGGCGGCGUGGGCAAGUGGAGAGUCGCCGCUGCCUGGGGCGGCUGCGCAGCAGGCGGCGGCCGCCGGGGCAGAUGGUGGCAGUAGCAGGGGGAGCGGUGGCGGGAGUGGCGGUGGCGGUGGCAGUAGCAGUGGCUCAGCGCGGCCGCCGCCACCGCUGCACUGUGACACUACGGAGGAGGCGGAGGCGUGGGUUGCGCAGCAGUUGCUGCUGCGGCCGGCAUCGGUCGCUGCUACUGCUGGCCAAGCCGGCAGUAGCAGCAGCGGCAGUGGCAGUAGCAGUGGCGGCACGGAGGACGUAGCAGCGGUUGUGCGGAUACGCGAGGUGGUAGAGGUCAAAAACCACUGCCCGUUUGUGUACAAGGAUCAACGCAAGGCGCGCAAGCGGGGCGUCGUAAUAAACUACGCCGCCUCCGACCGCGGCCCCGUGUCCGGCCUGUGGCCGCUGUGGGUGCCGCAGCUGCAGGCGCACAUGGCGGCGGCCGGCACCGCCAGCGGCCUGCUGCUCAGCCGCUCGCCCUCGCGCGGCGUCAAGCUCUUCCGGGUGUACAGGGACGACGGCUUCCUGGCCUCGGCUUGGGAGCUGGUCCGGGAGCUGCAGGCCAGCCACGUGCUCCGGCGGGUGCCGCCCGGACCGGACCCCUGGUCUGGUCGGCCGGGGUACGGCGGCCUGAUUGAGCGGGUUGUGGGCCUGGCGGGGGGCGCGCAGGUACUGGUGGAGACACGUGGCACUCCGCUGCUGCCCGGCGCCGACCCCGACGCCUUCUGGAACCUGCGAUAGCGGCGCCGCCCGGUGGCAGCCAGGGACUCCCCGGGUCCCCUGACGACAACCACUGCCUUCGGCCUGCGGCCUAAUGGCCCCGACCGCCGACCUGCGGCGAGCGCUAGCCGAGGCCUGCUGCUGCUGCCUGCCCAAGCGGCGGGUUCCACUGCUCCUAGAUGGGGUGUCACUGGAUGGGGUGUCACUGGGGUGCCGCCACGGUGCGUGCCGCUGGGGUGCCGCUAGCGCAGCUGUGACUCUGCUCAACGGACAGGCUGGGUGUCCGCAAUCUGUAUUGAGACAGCGCUGGGUUAUUGCACCAGAUGCUUCAAAGCAGUCGGCCUGUGUGCAUGGCGAUGGGCCUGGUGCAGCAGCUGCAGGUGGCUAUGAUAAGGUGUGCAUGAGCAGCCAGCAGAGCGGUGAUGGGGCCAGCACGUAGGGCAUGCCUGGUGUCCACGACAGUGUGUGAGUCUCCACUGGAGUGGUGGGUCAGUAGGUGCUGGCUGUGAAGGAUAUAUUUUUUGGAUGGACAGGAGGGGCUUGGCGCCCUUAGCCCCUGGCCUAUUCUGCGCGACUGCGCCGCCGCUGCCCCAGCACUUCAGCACUUCAGCAGUGCCACACUGCCACCUGCCCUGUGCAAGGCCAGUCACGCUCCUGUAAAUACCCGCUGCG
This is a messenger RNA of Chlamydomonas reinhardtii, 2704 nucleotides long. RefSeq lists its product as uncharacterized. The record is from RefSeq and is a predicted model, not a curated record. NCBI's taxonomy places the organism in Eukaryota, Viridiplantae, Chlorophyta, Chlorophyceae, Chlamydomonadales, Chlamydomonadaceae. The transcript has 13 exons. Bases 278 to 2053 code for a protein of 591 amino acids.